AUGUCUGCCGCACAACUCUUGAAUCCGAAGGCCGAGUCGAGGAGGCGGGGUGAAGCGUUGCGGGUCAACAUCAGCGCCGGCGAGGGCCUCCAAGAUGUUCUUAAAUCGAACCUGGGCCCCUUGGGCACCAUCAAAAUGUUAGUCGACGGCGCUGGCCAGAUAAAACUGACCAAGGAUGGCAAUGUCCUCCUCCGCGAGAUGCAAAUACAAAACCCCACUGCUGUCAUGAUCGCGCGGGCGGCAACAGCUCAAGACGACAUUUGCGGUGAUGGCACAACUUCAGUGGUGUUGCUGUUCCUCGACCAGUUCAAGCUUCCCCGCGAAGUCGACCGCGAGCUCCUCUUGUCCGUUGCCAGGACCUCCCUUGCCACCAAACUCAGCGCCAGCCUUGCCCAGAGCCUAACCCCCGACAUCGUCGAUGCCGUCCUCGCCAUCUACCAAGCACCCGAGAAGCCCGAUUUGCACAUGGUCGAGAUCAUGAAGAUGCAACACCGGACAGCGUCCGACACCCAGCUCAUUCGUGGCCUUGCCCUCGACCACGGGGCCAGACACCCCGACAUGCCCAAGAGGGUCGAGAACGCUUACAUUCUGACUCUCAACGUCAGCCUAGAAUACGAAAAGUCAGAGAUCAACUCGAGCUUCUUCUACUCCAGCGCCGAACAGCGGGACAAACUUGUCGAGAGUGAGCGUCGCUUCGUCGACGCCAAGCUGAAGAAGAUUGUGGAGCUCAAGAAGGAGGUGUGCGGCAACGACCCGAAGAAGAACUUUGUCAUCAUCAACCAGAAGGGUAUCGACCCUCUGUCUCUGGAUGUGUUGGCCAAGAAUGGCAUCCUGGCGCUCAGGAGGGCGAAGCGGAGGAACAUGGAGAGACUACAGCUUGUUUGCGGCGGUGUUGCGCAAAACAGCGUCGAUGACAUGUCCGCUGAUAUUCUCGGGUGGGCCGGUCUCGUAUACGAGCAGCAACUUGGCGAGGAGAAGUUCACAUUCGUUGAGGACGUGAAGCAGCCCAAGUCGGUCACUCUUCUGAUCAAAGGCCCCAACCAGCAUACCAUCGCUCAGGUGACGGACGCGGUCCGCGAUGGCCUGCGCAGCGUUUACAACAUGAUCGUCGACAAGAGCGUGGUACCGGGAGCUGGUGCUUUCCAGAUUGCCUGCGCCUCUCAUCUGAAGAGCGAUGCUUUCGCGAAGACAGUGAAGGGCAAGGCUAAGUGGGGUGUUGAAGCCUUCGCGGAUGCUCUACUCGUCGUCCCCAAGACGCUUGCGGCCAACGCCGGUCUUGACGUUCAGGAUGCCAGUAAGUGCCAGCCCUCGCUGUCCGUAAUGACAUUGCUAACGUGUUCCCAGUUGCGACGCUUCAUUAUGAGCACCGUGAUGGCAACGUUGUGGGUCUUGAUCUGGCAACCCGGCGAGCCCAUGGACCCCACGCUCGAGGGCGUUUAUGAUUCUUUCCGGGUGCUCAGGAACUGUGUUGCAUCUAGCUGCGGUAUUGCCUCGAAUCUUCUCCUUUGCGACGAGAUGCUGAAGGCACGGCAGAUGGGGCGGUCCAGGUGGGCCUGCGUCCUGGGUAUGGAUGGCCCGGAAGAAUAA
Chaetomium globosum CBS 148.51 is the source of this 1587-nucleotide messenger RNA. RefSeq lists its product as uncharacterized. The coding region runs from base 1 to 1587 and encodes 528 amino acids. Gene Ontology annotation, cellular component: chaperonin-containing T-complex. Gene Ontology annotation, biological process: protein folding. Gene Ontology annotation, molecular function: ATP hydrolysis activity; ATP binding; ATP-dependent protein folding chaperone. The transcript has 5 exons. The record is from RefSeq and is a predicted model, not a curated record. Lineage: Eukaryota; Fungi; Ascomycota; Sordariomycetes; Sordariales; Chaetomiaceae.